Molecule: messenger RNA, 654 nt
Organism: Durio zibethinus
Lineage: Eukaryota; Viridiplantae; Streptophyta; Magnoliopsida; Malvales; Malvaceae
Product: sm-like protein LSM3B
Biological process (GO): mRNA splicing, via spliceosome
Molecular function (GO): RNA binding
Source: RefSeq, a predicted model, not a curated record
UAUAUUCGGGUCCUUAGUUCUUUCAAGUAGAAGUAUUUUAUUUUUUGCAGCCAAAACCCUUCGUUUACUGUAGUGUGGAAGAAAGGAACAAACGAGAGAAAGCGAAUGGCCAGCGAGGAAGAGAGCGCGGUGAAGGAGCCUCUGGAUCUGAUAAGGCUUAGUCUCGACGAGCGUAUUUACGUUAAGCUCCGUUCUGACCGUGAGCUCCGUGGCAAGCUCCAUGCUUAUGAUCAGCAUUUGAAUAUGAUUCUAGGGGAUGUUGAAGAGAUUGUUACAACAGUUGAAAUAGAUGAUGAAACCUAUGAAGAGAUUGUUCGGACUACAAAGCGCACGGUUCCAUUUCUCUUUGUUAGAGGGGAUGGAGUCAUACUGGUUUCUCCACCUCUACGGACUGCUUGAUUAGGAGAAUGAAGUUCCUAGCACACUUUCUGGGAAGGAAUCACCUUUUGUCAAAUUUACUACUAAGCUGCUGUUGCUGUAUCGUUGAACCCUCUAAAAGAUUAUUGUUAAAUAUUGAGGGAACUGUGGAAUAUUUGCACUUUUUUCUAUCAUUACAAAAUAGACUUUGUUGAUAUACGUGUAUGAUCUACUGUUUCAAGCUCAUCCUCUUGACAGAAAGGGAUAAUGGACCGACCAAUUUCAUUGUUUGCCUAA